Messenger RNA from Dentiscutata heterogama, 3222 nucleotides. Lineage: Eukaryota; Fungi; Glomeromycota; Glomeromycetes; Diversisporales; Gigasporaceae. The record is from the annotation of a GenBank genome assembly.
AUGCAUUCGGCAACUGAUAGUUCAGCGUAUAGCUGCGUUCAAAAAUUAUAUGCUUGCAAGAAGUUACCUAUAAGAAAAAAGGAAGAUUUCAAAAUUCUACCGAACUCGGAGAGGAAGGCUCUUGAUGAUAAAAGAAUAACAUUGAGUUUAUUACUAAAUGAUAAAUACGAUAAUACAGACGUCGAAAGAUUACUAACAGAGCUUAGAACAUUUGAGCACGAAAAUAUUCUCAAGGUCUAUGGCCUUAUGUGCGGAAUGUCCAAAUUUCAUACCACCAAUGGACUUCCGUUUACUCCAUACACACCCCCUCAAUAUUUGAACGAAUACAAUACAAUCGAUAAAACAAAAUUAAAUAUUUAUAGCCUUGGUGUUUUAAUGUGGGAAAUAUCUAGUGAUGGUGUUGAACCAUUUUAUAAAAAAUUUGAUGGUAUAAAAUUGGCAGUUGAAAUAAUUAAUUAUAAAAGACCAAGUUGUUCUGAAAUCCUUGAAGAGUUAAAAAAUAUAUCCUAUGAUCAAAUAUAUGAUAAUAGCAUUGAUGAUUUAUACAUGGAUAUUGAUUUACUAACAAAUACUAAUGAAACUGUGAUAAUUAAAGAUUGUAUUUUGGAUUUCGAUGAUUUUGAAAAUCAAUUGAUGAAAAAAGUACAAUUCGUCGAUCGGUUUGACUUAAAUAAAGGCAGGAUUCGUGAUAGGAAUGAUUUUAUCAUCGGGAAGAAAAAUAUUUUAGAUUACAAUGGAGAAUUAAAAUUAAAUAAAUUAGAUAAUUUUAAUCCAAUUGUAUAUCUCGCAAAAGGAAACUGGAAAAUAUUAAAUGAUUUUGGUGUUCUAUCACAUUCUGACAGUGAAAACCCUUUUUCUGAUGUAGAAAUUAUGAGAAUUAAUAUCCCAAUUUGCAUGGUAGAGCAUUAUUGCGGGUUAAAUAAAGAAUUUGUUCAAGAAAUUGAAGAAGCACUUAAUAUCUUAGAUGCUAAUGAAAAAAGAAAAAAAUUAAGAGAGAAAUUUGAUAAAUAUGGCGAUUAUAUCAUCACAAAAGUCACUAUUGGAGGUGCGAUAAUUAUUGACUGUUCAAAUAUCAAUGUUAAAAGUCUUUUCCGUUUACAAGCGUACUUAAAAUGGGGGAUAGGUUAUGCAAAAGGGGAAAUGCCAUCAAUUUUUGAGGACGAAUCGCUUGAUGGGUUUCCACUUUUCAGGACUUCACCACCAAGAUCUAUGAAAACAGUUAAAGAUCUAUAUUCUUGGUUAAAAGAUUUAUAUGACUAUAAAGAAGCUGAACUUAUAUCAUAUGAAGACUAUAAACCGUCUUAUGAACUAUUAAGUGAUAACUUAAAAAAGCAGAUAGUUGAAUGCUUUUCCUUGCAAUUUAUCAAUAAAACUCUUCCGGUGCUAAUUCCACAACUUCCAUCUGAGGUUGAGCAGAAAGGUUUUUCAGAGUGGUUAUCAUUAUCAAAACCCUCAUUAUUAUUCCAUGCAUAUGAUUGGGUUAAUGAAUUUUCUUUGCGAUAUAAUACGCUUGUACAGAGUUCAGAAUUAGGGCAUAAACAAAAGAUUGCGUUUAAGUUUUUAAAAGAGCCAAAGAUCAUUCCAAUAAAUAAAGUUAGCGUUUUAUUGGCACAACCUCAAACCGAAAAAAUGGCUUAUUUAUUAGAGAAUAAUAUAGCAAUAAAAAAAACGGACCAGCUAAACUUUAGUGAAACUCCUGAUGAUUAUUUUUCGUUAUUAUUCGAUCCUUCAGAAGAUUCUCAACAUUCUAAUAAUCCCCACUUAAAGAAAAUUUUGUGUCAAAUUAAAUUCCCUGUAGCAGAAAUUUCCUUUGAUUUAUCAAGUAUCGUACUUUCAGAAACAUUUUUAGAUGUGGAAGAUAAAUCUUAUGAAAAUUUUCAACCAUAUGAGAGUCUUUCUGAAGUAUUUAAAAAUCAAUAUAGAAAUUUAUUACCAGAAAAUCUCAUUAUUGGUGGGAUUCUAUCAAGAUCGUAUGAACAAGAUCAUAACACUAUAAUAAAUAUUGUCAAUUCGCAGCAAAUUGACUUUGAAGAAAACGAUUUUUGCUUUCAAGAAAAACUUGAAGAUUUUUUAACAAACUUGAGUGAAAAAUAUUAUAUUGAUACUUCAUUAUUUUACAAUAAUGAAAAUGAAGCUAUUAAGCAAAAUCAAAUUGGUUGUUGGUACAAUUCUCUUAGAGAUAACCCUAACAAUUGGAGAAUUAUUUCUUUGGAAGAUUGGAGACAAAUUUAUAAAGUGGAUCUUAAUGAUAAUAAUUACCAUAUUGUUUUUAAUGGAGAAAAUUCACUAACACAGGAUGAUCAAUCUGAAUUAAUAAUUGAAUUUCCAAGACCGCUGCCUGAUAAUAAUUAUCAGAUUUAUGGAAGUGUUAUAAAAAAGAAUAAGUCAUGGGAGAGGGUUCAAGAAGCAAUUGUUGCAUUUGAUCAUACAGAUCAACACAGAUGUGUUGCGCUAAUUCAUAAAGGUGAUAAUAUAAGGUAUGAUAAAGUUUAUACUUCAGAAGGAUAUUGUGCGAAUAAUUACAUUGGCAUAAAAGUUGGAAAGCUUGAAACCAGUGGUAUUCCAACUAAUGUAUAUUUGAAGACUGAAGGAAUAUAUACGGAUUCUGUUCUUGUAACUUCAUUUGUAUCUAAGCAACAGAAGAGCAUUUCACCUUACAACAUUAACAUCAAACGCUGGUCAAGCGAUACCGUUGUAUUAAAAGUAAAAAAGACUAUUGAAAGCAAUUCAAUGCAAACUCUUCAUGAAAAAGUAAUUCUUUAUUGGUGCAUGAUUGAUACAAAUGGAAAAAUAUUAGUAAAUGAUAAUAAAGAAACACGCCCAUGGAAUUUAUAUGGAAAUAUCUUUAAUGAAAAAUCGAGAAAAGUGGUUGAUCCAAUAUAUUAUGGACCAAGUGAACCAUCCAUAACGCUGGAAAAGGCAAAUGAUAUAAUUGAAUUAUAUUGUAAACAAAACAAUGUUAGUCGGAAAACCUUUAUUGGAAAUAAGGGUAAAAAAAGUCCUACAGUGAUAAAAUUCACUGGAUAUGUUAAAACCGCUAAAAAAAUUAAUGAGAAUGAAGCUCAAGAAAUAGCAAGACACUAUGAAGAGUUUGUAAAUUUCGGAGAUCCAAUACAAUUAACUUAUAAAAUCCUUGAAGAAAAACAAAAAUUCGAGAAGCAAUUUAAUUACUAUAUAAAUGGCAAAAAUGGAAUUAUUUUGGGUGGUCUUUUAUAUUUUGAU